Messenger RNA from Rhodofomes roseus, 2081 nucleotides. RefSeq lists its product as uncharacterized. The transcript has 4 exons. Lineage: Eukaryota; Fungi; Basidiomycota; Agaricomycetes; Polyporales; Fomitopsidaceae. The record is from RefSeq and is a predicted model, not a curated record. Bases 298 to 1761 code for a protein of 487 amino acids.
CAUGGGCCGGCGCCUCGUGGAUACGGGCCACAGACGCCUCCAGUGUUCAGGCUGCGGGACAACCUGGUCGCUGCUACCACCGCUCUACUCGCCGUGCGACAUUCUCAGCCCACAGCGACGCGCGCACAACGUCCCUCAGGAGCGCAGUCGCGCUCCAGCGAGUCGCGAAACAUCCAUUACUGGGCACCCCGAUAGUUUCGGCCUGGUUCGAUCCACCGUUGACUAGGCUAGAAUUCCCUGUGAACUUUGUUCAGGCCUUUGCUGGCUGUAGAACACAGACUAAAUAUCCCUCCUUUCAUGUCUGUGCCAUCGUACAGGAUGGAGGCACCUCGUCCUCGCCCACCGCCUCUACCCCUGCGAACGCACAAUCUCAAGUCACCACCACCGGAGGGCCGCAGAGACUCCAACAACCCCCUUCUUUACGAUGCGUCUCCCACUGUGCCCGUAUCGCCCUCUCGUACAGUCUCGCCCACAAAGCUGAGGUCGCCCACUUCGCCAUCGUUCCGUGCUCGCUCCAGGGCCGGAGGCCGGACCCCACCGCAUAGUCGACCUCGGUCGAUCACUCCUUCGCAACCGGGUCGUAAUGAGCUCGAGGAGUUUGCGGAACAUUGCCGGGCGUGGUACUUCGAGCAGAACGACAACGCAGGGCGUGUAAUGACGCAGACACUUGCUACCCUACCUCCUUCCCAACGCGCGCCUUUUGCCAGACUCCAGGCGUCUAUCCGUUCUGCCUACCACGCCAGCGUCAAGGCGCGCAGGAACGCCGAGUUCAAAGCGCAUCUCAGCGCAACGCAUCCGGGAUGUUCUCUCAUGCCUCAUUCUCGCGCUGACCCUCACGGGCAGUUGGCCAAGAAGGAGCGCUAUGACCGCUUAGAGCGCUUCGUUGGAACAUGGUGCACGACGGGUAUGCCUGGCACAAAACCAUUCUUUGAAGGUCUAUGGGCCGUCAUGAGACUACAAGUGGUUCCAGAACAUCUAGGAGGAGCUGGAGGAUAUAGAAUCGAGUGGGAAAUUGAUGAUGCGGUCUUCAAGGAAGCAGCCGGCAAAGAUUUCAUGCUGGAAGCCAUCGAUGUCCUCAAAGGGGUACUGGCAUUUGAAGAAGCACCCUCUGACAAGAGAUCGACAUCACAAAGGGAUUCCGCUGCCUACUCGGCUUUUGCUCCACUGUCCACAAUACAUUCCCGGUCGCAAUCACAACCAUUCCCCGUAGAUAUCUCCGUGAUGCCGUCUCAGAAGGGGCCCCCUAUUGCGUCCACCACGCAGACGAAGCGACCUCGGCCUCGAGCUCCGAGUGAUCCCUUCCUGGAUACUCCUGCCCUCUCGACAUCGUACUCCUCCGCGAACACAAUAGCGCACCUCUCAACAUCAGGUACAACACUGGCGGACGAACCGACAAGUCCGUCAACUCCCUUCGUUGAAGUAGACGACUACUUCUCGCCCACGUCCCAUACUCUGGACCUGUCCGAGACUGACGGAUUCAUGCGCACAUGGACUGCCCCCGAUCUCUCGAAUCCCGAAUACAUCUCAUUACUCUCAGUAUUCCCGCCCUUCAUUUCCCGCAAGACAAUGCCACGGUUCACUGUUCAACCAGACUCGAGCCGACUCGCCGACAUAGAAGAAGGCGACGAAAGACAAGACGAGCAGAAUCGUAUCCGCGUCGGUACCGGGACAAUGUGGGUGGGACCAAAGCCUCGCUCAUCCGGCUGGAACGGCGGCUGGUGGGCACGCUUCAGGCUCUGGAUACGAAGCAUGUUCUGCUAGACUCUGUAGCAGAGUUGGUAUAUGGGACGAUUAGUGGUACCGUUUAGUUGAUCCUGGCCGUCUGCUCUUGCACGUGCGUCCCUCAGACAAAUGACACCCACCCGUGCCCUGGACGCAUCCUCGCCCGUCUUUUUUGAGCAUGGACUACCGCAGGACAUAGACACUGCAUAUCAGUCCUGCGUCUCUGCGUUGGGCUUGUUUUAUCAAGUCUUCGGACAAGUACAUACUGUACACCGCAUAUGCUCAUAUCCUGUAUUCGCAAUGUAUACGAACAAGAUACGUGCAGCUUCGCGCUUUCGCAGCGAGCCGUAUACACCAGA